This is a messenger RNA of Metarhizium robertsii ARSEF 23, 651 nucleotides long. Its product is annotated as Shr3 amino acid permease chaperone. Gene Ontology annotation, biological process: endoplasmic reticulum to Golgi vesicle-mediated transport. The record is from RefSeq and is a predicted model, not a curated record. Gene Ontology annotation, cellular component: endoplasmic reticulum membrane. The transcript has 2 exons. The coding region runs from base 1 to 651 and encodes 216 amino acids. Lineage: Eukaryota; Fungi; Ascomycota; Sordariomycetes; Hypocreales; Clavicipitaceae.
AUGGGCUCCUAUAUCGAUUGGUCCAAGACGACCAAGUCAUCCAAUUAUCGCGGGUCCGGAUCCUUCUCGACGUUUAUGAUUAUCGGACCAACCUGCUUUUUCCUCGGAAUCCUCUUCGCGUCCUUUCCCUACGACUUCCCACUGCUCUGGAGCAAGGAGCCCGUUCCGGCCAGCUACUAUGAUCAGAUCGAGACACACUUGAAGUUCAUUCACCAGUCGCCACCUCUCAUCGGACGAAUGCUCAACAUCAUCGUAAGCGUUGGGUUCCUGGGGCUGUUCAUCAAGCUGUUCAGACCUAGCGAGGCCAACUUCCUGUUUGAUGGCGCGUCCUUGAUCCUCUACACGAUUGGCGUUGCCGUGUACAUUACCAACAUUGUCAAGGGCCUGCGUACCAUGAGCUCGGGCUACUUUGACAGCGAUGAUUUCAAGAAUGCCAAGGCUAGGUUCGAUGGCGAGGUGAUUCUGGGACGCGAGGACAGCUUGAGGGUGCUCUCUGCCAGCAAUACCAUCUUGGCACUUGUAUUGAUUGGCGUUCUAGUUCUGCAGGCCGGACAGUGGUAUGCGGAGAAGAGAGAUUCAGACGACGAGGCUGCUUUGGCGGCGAAGAAGGAUACUCCUGCUAGCAAGGCGGCCAACAAGAAGAAGCAGUAA